Drosophila bipectinata is the source of this 1777-nucleotide messenger RNA. Lineage: Eukaryota; Metazoa; Arthropoda; Insecta; Diptera; Drosophilidae. The record is from RefSeq and is a predicted model, not a curated record.
UAGUGAAAAAGCAAUUUGUCAUGGUCGUUGUUACAUCUAUAAAAUGAUACUAACAUAUUUUUAUACAAUAGUUCAAUAUAAUAACAGGUCAAGUAAAAAUAGUUAUACAUAUGUAUUUAUGUGCAUAUGUAUGUACGUCUUUGGCUUGAAGUGUAGAAUGUGAGAUGUACAUAUAACACAGCAAUCAGCAAAACUAUAGCCUUUGACAUCUAAGCCCGAUGUUUUAUACAUAUGUAUGUGUGUUAUGUUUUUAAGUAAAUUCGUGUUUGUAUGUAUAUUUGAAGUACAAAAUAUAUAUAUUUAAAAUGUUUUUCUUUAAUGUGUUUUGUCAUCUGAUUCAAAUUAAAGCAAAAAUAAUAAGUGUGUAGUGAAAAUUUUCAAAAUUUAUGCAAAGUAAUAAAAAAAAAAACAUGCCACUUUUUGGAAAAAAAGAUUCUGGCAAAAAAGCCAAAGCAAAGGAUACAAAGGAGAUGAAUAAACAAGUGUCAAUUGAAGAGAAAUACAAUCUGCAUGGACUUCUGGGAACUGGUGCAUUUUCGGAAGUGCGUUUAGCCGAGAGUAAAGAUCCGCCUGGAGAUCAUUAUGCAGUAAAAAUAAUAGACAAAAAAGCCCUUAAAGGGAAGGAGGAAUCUUUGGAAAACGAAAUUCGAGUUUUAAGAAGACUAACUCACCCAAACAUUGUGCAACUUCUGGAGACGUUUGAGGAUAAAUUGAAGGUGUACCUAGUAAUGGAACUGGUAACUGGAGGUGAACUAUUUGAUCGCAUUGUAGAGAAAGGAUCUUACACUGAAAAAGAUGCUUCUCACCUUGUAAGACAAAUACUAGAAGCCGUUGACUAUAUGCACGAGCAAGGUGUUGUCCAUCGUGAUUUAAAGCCGGAAAACUUACUUUACUAUAGUCCCGAUGAAGAUAGCAAAAUAAUGAUAAGCGAUUUUGGCUUAUCCAAAAUGGAGGAUUCUGGAAUUAUGGCGACCGCAUGUGGUACUCCUGGGUAUGUUGCACCAGAGGUAUUGGCCCAGAAACCUUAUGGAAAAGCCGUUGAUGUGUGGAGCAUUGGAGUAAUAUCAUACAUUCUUUUAUGUGGCUAUCCUCCUUUUUAUGACGAAAACGACGCUAAUCUUUUCGCUCAAAUUUUAAAAGGGGAAUUCGAAUUCGAUUCACCAUAUUGGGAUGAGAUAAGCGAAUCAGCCAAAAACUUUAUAAGAAAUUUAAUGUGUGUUGCAGUAGAGAAUCGAUUUACUUGCAAACAAGCUUUGGGGCAUCCUUGGAUUUCUGGAAAUGAAGCUAGUAACAAAAAUAUUCAUGGAACUGUUUCGGAGCAAUUAAAAAAGAACUUUGCGAAAUCUCGUUGGAAGCAAGCUUACUACGCGGCAACUGUAAUUCGACAAAUGCAGAAAAUGGCGCUUAGCAGCAACAGCAGUGCGAAUUUUGAUCCAAUCAGUAAUAUAAGCAGCAACGCUAGCAAUAAAAACAAAAUAGCAUCCGGACCUUCUAUUUCGACAACUUCACUAACACAUGAUUCUGCACAAAGUAGUACAAAAAAUAUCAGCAGUUCAGCUCGAAGCAAUAUUAACGGAGCAUCAAAUUAGCACAAGUUAUAAUAAUUUUUUUUAAUUUUUGUGGUCUUAAAUACCGUAUCUCGUUUUACCAUUGGUCUAUAUAUUAGUCUCUAAUAAAGCCAAUCGGUUCUUUGAACCUAGGGUGAUAAUCUUUUAUUAUACCGAUUCUCUGUUCCAUUUCCUUAAAUAUAUUUAAAUACAUAAAACUAUGGCAAGUA